Molossus molossus (Pallas's mastiff bat) is the source of this 1026-nucleotide messenger RNA. Its product is annotated as testis-specific H1 histone. NCBI's taxonomy places the organism in Eukaryota, Metazoa, Chordata, Mammalia, Chiroptera, Molossidae. The coding region runs from base 1 to 867 and encodes 288 amino acids. The transcript has a single exon. The record is from RefSeq and is a predicted model, not a curated record.
AUGGCUGAGGCGACCGGGGCCGUGGCUGCGGCGGCGGCGGCGGGGGCUGGGGCUGCGGCGGCGGCGGGGGCUGGGGCCGCGGCGGCGGCUGGAGUCGGGGCCGGGGCCGGGGCCGAGGCCAGGGCUGAGGUGGCCGAGCCCAGUGGCGAAUCCCAAAACGCUGAAGUUAAAACCCCGCAGCCCACGGUGAAAGUCGGGGCCCCGCCGAGACGGGACCCGCGCUCCGUGCUCAAAGUGUCGCAGCUGCUGCUCAGAGCCCUCGCCUCGCACAAAGUGCUGACGGUGGCCGCGCUCAAGAAGGAGCUGGGGAACGCCGGCUACCAGGUGCGCAGGAAGUGCUGCCGCCACUCGGGCGACGCGCCCAAGUCGGACGUCAGGGGCGCGCUCCUCAGGGUCAGCGGCAGCAACGCCUCCGGCUGUUUCAGGGUCUGGAAGACUCCGAAGCCCAGGAGAAAGCCCGGGCGCCCGCGGCUGGAGGGCGGCGGCCGGAGCCGCAGGCGGACCCUCGCGGCCGCACGCAGCCCACGGAGGCGCCGCGUGCGCCGCCGGGCGGCCGUGAAGGCCAGGGAGGUGUGGAGACGGAGCGUGAGGGCGGACGCCGCGGCCAGGAGGUUGAAGGCAAGAGCCAAGAGCCUGGUGCGCUCCAGGGCCAAGGCGAUGGACGCGGCGAGAGGACGCGUCGUGAGGGAGGGCCGGCCCCGGAGCCGAGAGGACAAGAAGCCGAAGGAAGAGAAGAAGCAGGAGCCCGGGAAGGCGGUAAAACGGACCAUCCAGAGGUCAGCGUCCGUGAAAACUGACCCAAGGGCCGCUCGCGCGAAGACUUCCACGAAAUUUGAAAGCCCUAAGAGUGCAGCCGGGAAUCCUUAGUGUGGGAGCCACUUCCCUUCCUCCAGGCACUGGCCGAUGCCUUCCCCCACAGGGCUCCAGUUAGAGCAGCUCUCUCACCCUAUGAAAUGAACGAACUAUCACAAGACCUUUCAAAUCACCACAUUGUGUCUGUUUCCUCUUUGUCCACUUGGGGGCGCG